UAAUCCGUUUUAGUUUUCGCGAAACAGAUGGUCGGAAAAAUGAUUACAGCGAGACGCGACGAAGAGACAACGGCGACAUGAUAUUUUCGAAAUUCGCCGCCGCGGUCGUCUGUAGCUCACUCUCCGGCGAUGCACAGAAUAAUAUGCGUCACGCCGCACGUAUUUAGUCGUCCGAAUCGAUAAACCGGGUACAAUACGCGUCCCGGGGUCGGGACGUUUCGAAGUUAAAUAUUGGUUCACGUGCCCCGAGGAAUACCGCUUUUGAAUGGAUGAUAUGCAAAACUUUUUAUUAAAAUGUUGACGGUCACGUAUUGUAUACGACGUGGUGAACACGGUACGGACGGUCAGAUGGUUAUACGAGGGCUUGGAAGAAAGUCGGCACCGUCGGUCCGUCUGGCACCGGCGGACAGUUGGUCAAGUUGGACUCGGUGGUGUGGGCCGGCGGUAAAAUGGUGCCGGCCGUCGGUCUGGGCAGACGGGCCGUGUACAGGGUGGUCACCGCCAUCGGACCGCCGUUCGUCAUGCACGCGCCCCUGCAACAGGAUCGCCAGUGUCUACGCGGCAUACUAUGUUACCAGAUGACGACGAGCAGCAAGGACAACAUAACGAUGAUAUUCAAGGACGUCAAGUUGGACGCAAACAAAAAGUUGUUGCCGGAGACCUAUUGCUGUUUUGGGUUAUCCAUAGACCUGCUGGAAAAGAUGUCGAAAGACUUGGAAUUCGAUUUCCACUUGUACUUGGUCGCUGACGGCACGUUCGGAUCCCGGAAACUCCAGUGGAACGGAGUAGUUGGUGAACUUGUUUCCGGUACCGCACACAUGGCAUUUUGUCCGCUAAGCGUCACGUCUACGAGAUCGAAGUUUGUAGACUUUUCUACGCCUUAUUUCUACAGUGGCGUUUCCUUGAUGGUCGCCCCGAAGAGAAAGACCAACGUGCCACUGCUCGCGUUUCUGUUACCACUGAGCCCAAACUUGUGGAUCGCUAUAUUUGUGUCGCUUCACGUGACAACAGUGGCAGUAGCGUUGUACGAAUGGUUCAGCCCAUUCGGGUUGAAUCCCUCUGGCAGGCAGAGAUCCAAGAACUUCGGUAUGCCCUCGGCGUUGUGGGCGAUGUGGGGACUGCUCUGCGGCGCUCUCGUCAACUUUAAAGCACCAAAAUCGUGGCCAAACAAAUUUUUAAUUAAUGUAUGGGGCGGGUUUUGCGUUAUAUUCGUGGCUAGUUACACUGCCAACAUCGCAGCUCUAAUUGCAUCGCUUCUAUUUCAAAACGCCGAUGUGGAUUACAACGAUCGAAAUAUGUUCUUGAUGAAAGUCGGAUCGGCUAAAUCGUCGUCUGCAGAAGUUUAUUUGAAAGACAAGAAUCCUGCUCUAUGGCAACACGUUCAAAAAUAUUCAGUUCCCGACACGGCGUCGGGCAUGCGAAUGUUAAGAAAUGGUAGCUUGGACGUAUUUAUCGGUGACAAGCCCAUUUUGGACUAUUAUAGUGGGACCGAUCACGAUUGUAAGCUACAGCCAUACGGAGAUCCACUGUAUGACGACGUAUACGCAGUGGGAAUGACCAAAAACUUUAUCUUAAAGGAAAAGGUGUCUGCAGCUGUUUCGACAUAUAUCAACAACGGUUUCAUGGAUAUCCUACAAAACAAAUGGUUCAGUGAUUUACCUUGCGUCAACCGCGAACUGGAAACAUCGGACAUUGGGCAACCAACACCACUGGGCGUAGACGCAUUUUUAGGAGUUUUCCUCAUGUUGGGUUGUGGAAUACUAGCGGGCGCCGUUAUACUUUGCCUGGAACAUGCUUUUUAUCACUACGCAUUGCCCAAACUUCGGCAGAAGCCUCCAGAUUCAAUAUGGAGAAAUCAAAAUAUGAUGUUCGUCAGUCAAAAACUAUACAAGUUCAUAAAUAGCGUAGAACUAAUAUCGCCUCAACACACGGCCAAAGAACUAGUGCACACUCUACGACAAGGCCAAAUCGCCUCGCUGUUUCAAAAAAGCGUACGGCGAGUGAGUUUGCCUUUUAUGCAUCCGCAACACGCACAGAAAGAAUUUGAGCGUAGGAAACGGAAAGGUCAAUUCUUCGAAGUCAUCGAAGAGAUCCGAAGAAUACAAAGAGAAGAGAGGGACAAUAAAAAACAAAACGUCAGAUUGACACUAUCGAACUCUCCGACCGCAGGACAGUCUCCGAAACGAACGACGGCGAAAUUUUUGUCGCCGGCUAGGUUGAGCCUGGGCAGACGUUACAGCAAGCAAAGGUCCCGGAGCUCGGGGAACUUGAGCAUCCGCCGGUACAGCACAGACGUGGCUAGUUAUUCGGAGACCGUAGGCCGACGACUGAGCCAGGGGGCGUCUAACAGCCCACCGGACUUCAACACGCGAAAACAACUGAUCAGACGGUCGUCGGGAAACCCCAGCCCGGCGGACUCCAGCAGGAUGAGCAUAUUUUCCGCAUCCGAACUGAUCGGGGCAAAACUCAGCAACAACAAUUUGUACGUGGAAAACGAUCUACCACGCAGCCCCAACCUCCUGUCUCCUGGUGUAUUUUUUAGGUCGAGUUUUUCGUCGGACACGUCGUCGUCGCGACCCGACUUGGGCAUACAAUCGCGGAAGUCGAGUUACUCGCAGGGACCGCCCCGGGUGGUGAUCAACGGCGAACAGCAGCCGACCACCCGUCGCAAGUCGGACGACGAGCCGCCGGCCACGCUGCCGCGGAUCGUGGAGGUGAAGCGGGCCCGCCGGUCCAGCGACGGGCACCGGCCGACCAAGAACCGCAAGACCGUGGAGGUGUUCCGGUGGCUGAGGCAAGCGCCCAAAACGGAGCUGGAGGCGCUGAGCAAGAUGUCCGAGGACGAGAUCAAGCACUGCAUAAUCCAAGCGCUCAAGGACAAGGACCCAACUUGAUUGCAAGUCGACGGCGCCGGUGGUGGGGGCUGCGACGACGGCGACGACGACGACUACGACGCCGAAGACGCAGUCCCGUCGCAGUUCGCGUAACGCGGUCGCCGUCUCGACUCGCGGUGCAGCCGCAGCUGCAGCUGCAGCGGCGUCUAAUGAUUGUUAUGGUACAUCGAUCGCAUACAAGGUGCCAUGUAAAUGAUUGUGAUGAACGAAGAAAAAAAAAAUGCGCUCAUUGUUUUUGUUAUUACCUACAUAAUGUUAUGUUUCUCUCUACGUCUGUAUUUGUUUCCUCCGAUAAUAAUAAUAUUAUUGUGUAUAAUCAUCGAUAGUAUAAAAAUAACAAUAAUGUAUUUUACAUUUAAAUGUUUAAUAUUUACAAUAUUAUACGGUAAAAGAAGACUGUCUGGCCGGAUAUUCACGACAAGCUCGUGGUCGUCAUGUAAAUGAUUAUUAGGUAAAUCGAUGC
Molecule: messenger RNA, 3357 nt
Organism: Myzus persicae (green peach aphid)
Lineage: Eukaryota; Metazoa; Arthropoda; Insecta; Hemiptera; Aphididae
Product: glutamate receptor ionotropic, NMDA 3A-like
Exons: 13
Coding region: 450-2894 (814 amino acids)
Biological process (GO): monoatomic ion transport; modulation of chemical synaptic transmission; synaptic transmission, glutamatergic
Cellular component (GO): postsynaptic membrane; plasma membrane
Molecular function (GO): transmitter-gated monoatomic ion channel activity involved in regulation of postsynaptic membrane potential; NMDA glutamate receptor activity
Source: RefSeq, a predicted model, not a curated record